This is a messenger RNA of Callithrix jacchus (white-tufted-ear marmoset), 2708 nucleotides long. The record is from RefSeq and is a predicted model, not a curated record. NCBI's taxonomy places the organism in Eukaryota, Metazoa, Chordata, Mammalia, Primates, Cebidae.
AUGGCAACGGCAGCUGCAAACUCGGCUUCAGAACCCGAGGCUGAGCCCAAGGCUGGGCCCAAGGCUGACGGAGAGGAGGAUGAGGUUAAGGCGGCUAGGACAAGGAGGAAGGUGUUAUCGCGGGCUGUGGCCGCUGCCACGUACAAGCCCAUGGGGCCAGGGUGGGAUCAGCAGGAGGAAGGCGUGAGCGAGAGCGAUGGGGAUGAGUAGGCCGUGGCUUCCUCCGCGGAGAGCUCCCCAGGGGAGUACGAGUGGGAAUAUGAGGAAGAGGAGGAGGAGAAUCAGCUGGAGAUUGAGAGGCUUGAGGAGCAGUUGUCUAUCAAUGCCUAUGGCUACAACUGCCACGUGGACCUGAUCAGGCUGCUCCGGCCGGAAGGGGAGCUUACCAAGGAGAGGAUGGCGCAGAAGAUGAGUGAGAUCUUUCCCUUGACUGAAGAGCUCUGGCUGGAGUGGCUGCACGACGAGAUCAGCAGCGGGAUCUGCAUGAUCAUGCAGAACUGGGCUAGGAUUGAGGCUCGGCUGUGCAGUAACAUGCAGAAAGCUCGGGAACUCUGGGAUAGCAUCAUGACCAGAGAAAACGCCAAGUACGCCAACAUGCAGCUAGAGUAUUACAACCUGGAGAGGGCACGUGACACCCAGCACUGCCGGAAGGCGCUGCACUGGGCCGUCCAGUGCACCAGUGACUACCCAGAGCAUGUCUGCGAAGUGUGGCUCACCAUGGAGAGGACAGAAGGUUCUUUAGAAGAUUGGGAUAUAGCUGUUCAGAAAACUGAAACCCGGUUAGCUCAUGUCAACGAGCAGAGAUUGAAGGCUGCAGAGAAGGAAGCAGCCCUUGUGCAGCAAGAAGAAGAAAAGGCUGAACAACGGAAAAGAACCCUGGCUGAGAAGAAAGCACUGAAAAAGAAGAAAAAGACCAGAGGCCCAGAUAAGCGCGGAGCAGAUGAGGAUGAUGAGAAGGAGUGGGGCGAUGAUGAAGAAGAGCAGCCUUCCAAACGCAGAGGUGUGGAGAACAGCAUCCCUGCAGCUGGAGAAGCACAAAACGUGGAAUCAGAAGCAGGGCCCACUGGGAAAUGUGCUGUUGUAGAUGUGGAGCAUUCUUCGAAGCAGAAGGAGAAGGCAGCCUCCCUGAAGAGGGACAUGCCCAAGGUGCUGCAGGACAGCAGCAAGGACAGCAUCACCGUCUUUGUCAGCAACCUGCCCUAUAGCAUGCAGGAGCGGGAUGCGAAGCUCAAGCCGCUCUUCGAGGCCUGUGGGGAGGUGGUCCAGAUCCGACCCAUCUUCAGCCACCGUGGGGAUUUCCAAGGCUACUAUGUGGAGUUUAAAGAAGAGAAAUCAGCCCUUCGGGCACUGGAGAUGGACCGUAAAAGUGUAGAGGGGAGGCCAAUGUUUGUUUCCCCCUGUGUGGAUAAGAGCAAAAAUCCCGAUUUUAAGGUGCUCAGGUACAGCACUUCCCUGGAGAAACACAAGCUGUUCAUCUCGGGCCUGCCUUUCUCCUGCACUAAAGAGGAACUAGAGGAAAUCUGUAAGGUUCAUGGCACCGUGAAGGACCUCAGGCUGGUCACCAAUAGGGCUGGCAAACCAAAGGGCCUGGCCUACGUAGAGUAUGAAAAUGAAUCCCAGGCGUCGCAGGCUGUGAUGAAGAUGGACAGCAUGACUAUCAAAGAGAGUAUCAUCAAAGUGGCAAUCAGCAACCCUCCUCAGAGGAAGGUUCCAGAGAAGCCAGAGGCCAGGAAGGCAUCAGGUGGCCCCAUGCCUUCACCGCAGACAUACGGAGCAAGGGGGAAGGGAAGGACGCAGCUGGCUCUACUGCCUCGUGCCCUGCAGUGCCCAAGUGCUGCAGCUCCUCAGGCCGAGAAUGGCCCUGCCCCAGCUCCUGCAGUUGCCACCCCACCAGCCACCGAGGCACCCAAGAUGUCCAAUGCCGAUUUUGCCAAGCUGUUUCUGAGAAAGUGAACAGGACUCUGGGAGACAGGAAAUGCCUUACUUCACUCUGGCCCGGAGGACCACCCACACUACCCACCAGUGCAUGGGGAUGGACAGGCCUGGUGUGCUGCCCACUCGCAACCACAGAUGGCUCCUCUGCUUCACAGAAAGGGGAAAAGGCCCUAAGUUAGGAGCCUUUCAGUGCUCCCUCAUAUUGAGGGCAGUGGCAGAAAAGUGACCACUCUGCAGGCUGGGCCCAGGAUGUGGUGUCCUAAGCAGCUUUUGUAUCUUCAGGAUUGAGGCACAGAAGCAAAACUAGAACACAGAGUUUUUGAGACGCACUUGUCCAAAUGUUUCUGGCCAGCUCUGGCCCCUUUUUAUAUGACACUUGUCUUCCACCCUGGACAGCACAUGUGCCCAUCAUUCUUUUAAAAGAUGAAAUGGCAGAUGCUAGUAAUUCACCAGAAUGGCCUAAUGUGGGGGUGGGUCUGAGGGAAGUCAUCUAAAAACAGUUGCUGGAUUUUUGUUCAAGGGGGCUGUGCAUUUUUAUAUUCUGUAUUUGUAAAUGACACGUCAACCAUUGUUUUAUGUUUCCUUAAAGCAGAAUAGUUGCAACAUUUGUAUAGGAAUUAUUUGUGCCACCUGCUGUGGACUGUUUUCUUUGCCUAGUGAUUAGUGACCUGUGUUGUCUAAACAUGAGUUUCAGCCUUUUGGCUUUGUUUAAUUCCAUGUUAAAUGCAAACUUCCCUUCUCCCCAUUUAGCUUUAUUAAACUGAAGUUCUCUU